AUGAGUAACCCUUCUUUCUCCGGUAACCCGCCGCCGCCGCCGCACAAUGCAGAGGUAUCAGUGAUGGAAAAAGAUGACGCUGACGCCACGCCGCAGCUUCUUUUUGAGAGCUCACUCGCCGCGCCGAGGUCCCCAGCGCCGCUGCCGCCACUUCCACCCCCGCCGCUUGUGGUGCAAGUGAUGAACCCUGUGGUGGCGGCGCCGUCUUCAAGCUGGCCGAACCUCCUCGGUCGCGCCAAUCACACAGCCGCGCUAGCAUCAAUGGUCAAAGCCCCUAGAGGCUCCGACCGAGAUGUCUUCUGCCUUCGACGGUCGUCAGUCACGCGCGUUCGGGAAGCCCUUUCUUUGUCGUCGACCUCGAGUGACCUGCGGGCGGUGCCAGCGAUCCCGGUCCCCGACAACGGCGUCUCUUCCGUUGCUCCCCCACCGGUUGCGAUCUCGCAGGAGAAUGUCUCGCCCUCAAUGGACAUUGGUGCGCUUCCAGUAACGGUUUUGGAAACGUGUCCAUCCGCUCACAGCUCUCCAUCUUCUUCAGCCGUGCCUCCUGCGUCGCCAUCAGUUUUACUACCAGCGCCCAAGCACACCGACGACGCGGCUCCUGUGAAAAUACCUUUGUACUCAUCGCAUCCGACCGCUGCAGCGCUCGCGACGCCAUCAUACGUGGAAGGAGUGCGUGCCACGGAUACCACCAACUCUGCGGCCCAGGCAAACCUCCCUCACACCGUCACGUCACUCUUGCCGGCUCCUUUGGCACCCGCAGUCGUCGUGCCAGCGUCGCUGCUGCGCCCGCCAUCUGUGAGUGUCACACCUGCAUCAGUGGAAGGUACUCCUGCGCUUGCGACAACCGUCACAGGUAUGCCAUCACGUGGCACGGAUAGUCGGCCACAAUACCUUCACCCCCAGCGAGAGACUGUGGAAGCAGCGGUGCGCGGUUUGAUCUCCGCCCGAAAUGCUCCAGAGGACCUUGUGACUUGCUGCACAUCAGCCUCCUCGUGCGGAGCUGGCAGUGACAGGAGCAGCUCAGGUGGCGACAGCGUCUGUGUGAGGCGUACAACGCACAUUAGUCAUACUCGCACCCGAGGAAAGCGACGCGGUGGUGCGCACUCGGAAGCCGCAGCGAAGCCAGUCUCCUCGCACAGGUGCCGAAAGACUCACUCCUCCCAUGGCGCAUCGUUAAAAAUACAGCGGCCGAGUGUUGUGCGUCUCUUCGAUGGCGAAGGUCGACGUGGGCCGUGGUCGUCGUCGGUGUUGCAAGAAAAGACGUCCAUCUCAUCGCACAACACAACCGCACUGUCGCCGGAUGGCGACACAAAGCGGCGAAAAAAUGGUCGUGGUGCCCAAGCUAGUCGGGGCAGCGGGAACACAACGGGCAUGGAAGAGGCGGCGCCUGCCGCUUUGGCCGGAAGUGGUGCCUUCCCAACCGUUGAGGACGGGUCUCACGCACCUCUACUCUUCAUGAGCCCUGCAACGCGCUUGCAUGCAGCGUGCCAAAACAGCACAAAAAACAAAGGGCUUACAAAGGCAGAGGCGAGCCUACUGACGCAGAGGUUGCUCCUGGGGAGCACCGACGCUGGGCGACGUCACGAGGCCGAUAGGUGGAAUAUCGCAAUCGUUGCCCAUGAUGGUGAGGAGACUGGCGACACCGGUGGCGUGGGUAGCGAGCGCGCGACGCAGUUCCGCGCUACGGGUGCUUUCAAAGGUGAGGACGAAUCGGCACGUCCAUGGCCCACCGGCAGCAGUGACGGCCACGCUUGUCAAAGAUGGGGAAGCGCUGAAAGCACCACAUCGUCGAAGCUAGCCGCCGCCGGCGCAUCCGACGAGCAUGGCGUUGUUUUGGUCUUAACAAUACGUGGUAUGAGCCCUCUGCACGCCGACGCCGGCGUUGUCCACCCCCUGGUGCGCGCGUGGGUCGUGAGCUGUGCGACGGGGCGCAGCCUGGUUCAGGCAUCCACCUCUGUUCCCUGCGCCGUGACACAUCCGUUUGAUCUCCGCGCACACAAGACGCGCGCGCCGUGGUGGAAUGCGCAGCUGGCUCUGCGGCUGAGGCCAGAACAAAUGCGCACCGCGGCGGACGACGCGAUGCUUCUGCUGGAAGUGCUGGACUUUGGCAACGAGACUAUUCACGGCUUUCCACUUUUGCGUGAGGGGCUUUACCCCAUCUGCUGGGGAUUUCUGAUGUUGCGCGACUGCGUUGGUCGCUCAAACCUGCUCGCGGCAGACGACUUGCAUGUGCAGCUCUAUCGCUACCCUUCUCGCACGCCGUGGUACCUGUCUCUGCUUAGCGCGUUGAUCCCCGUCUCAUGCUCCGCGGCGGGCGCGGUCUUUGAACCGCAUGGUUCGAGUGCAGCCCCUUGCUGCAGCGACGGCCCCAGAGUCUCCAUCGCCAACGACGUGCCGACCAUCCACACAGUGUUUGCAACUGCCAAUAACCGCAAGAUUCCGUACGAAGGCUGUAUCGUACUCCGCGUACGUCAGACGAGCAACACCGCCUUCGUCCCUGACACAACGGAGAUGCUGCUCUACGAGGAAUACCUCCUCUCGAUGCUGGCGUCCAAUGGGGGGAGUGACGCGGUGCCGCGCUCCUCACGAUGUGUUUCGGCAGCCGUCAAUAACGAGGUGUCGCUCGGCCGGAUGAGGGAGGAAGACGGCGUUCGUGGGGCGGCAGUUCCAGCGUGCCCUUGGUCCACGAUUGUCCUCCCCGAAAACUACUACCGAAUGGAUGGCGAGCGGUCAUUGCUGCCGCACGAGAUUCUGCAAACGACCGCAGUUCUGGGGGCGGUCACGUGCGUCUCCUUCGCCCAUAGCGGCUCCUUCGUUGCGCUCGGCGUCUGUCGUCAUCUCCAGCACGUGGUUGAGCUGCGCAAUCCUCUGCUCCCUGACAUGGCCGUUGUUGCCUGCCUUGUCGGUCACACCGGUCACAUCCACCGUGUCGUAUUUCAGAAAGAGGACAAGUACCUGCUGUCGUGCUCGUCUGAUGGGACGGUACGUGUCUGGCAGCCCAGGUCGUCGGAAAGCGUUCUCACUCGCGAACCGAGCGCAGGGCCCGACAGCAUGCAGUGCGUGUGCACGUUGCCACACGGCUUUCCAGUGUAUACGGCAGUGUUUCACCAAGAGAAGAUUAUUGCCGGCGGCUUCAGCGAUCAGAUCUUCGUCUGGGAUUACGAGCACACGAUCCAGGGGGAGAUGGAAUCGAUGACGACGAUGAGCAACACGACACUGCGUCUCAUCACCACAUUCACUCCAGCGCACCACACAAGAACCCCACCCACGGAUUCGCAGCGCACAACUAGGGAGGUUCUCGGGCAGCUUGUGCAACGAGUCGACACGGCCGGCGCUACGGCGGCGCCGGAGUGCGUGUCGACUAUGACACUCAGCCUUGCCUCGAAUGAGCGCAGCAAUCGAGUGUGGUCCGUCCACGCAAACAGUUCUGUGGUGUGUUGGCGCGCCACCGUAGAGACUGCCAGCAGCGGCGGGGGCGGCAGUCGGUGGCAAAUGUCGACGCGACACACGGCCGACUGCAGCGGCGCGGCAGAGGUGCAGGUGAAGGGUGGGUACGCCAUUGUGACCUGCGGAAGUGCUCCCAUCGUAUUUGUCUUUGACGCCACCACGUGCGAGCAGCUGCGCGUCGUCAACACACGACUUUCGUUUGCCACACCGAUUCACCUUUUGCCCGACGGGGAGGCGUUUGUUGCGGUCGUUGGCGACCCAGGCCGACUCCUUGCAUGGGAAUGCUUUGAUGGCGGCUUGUGUACUCCUGUCUCCGGCUACGGCAAGGCCUCUCCGCUGUUCAAAGUGGCGCGGAUGGUGUGGGCGGAGUCUCAGCAGCUCGCCGUCUUCGUCAGUCAUUCACCGUCCUCGGAGGGGGAGAUAGCCCGCUAUAAGCAACGGCCAAUGCAGCCGGGUGCAGGACAGAGCGCAGCCGCCUUUCAGUAUCGGCAGCAGGAGCUGCAGUACCGCCAGGGCGACAUACCGACCGAGGCAACGCUGAUCACCGUCGCGGGCACUGCUCGGGGCAAGUCGACUGUGCUUCUGAAGACAGACCGCAAUUCCUCCGAUGCGUUUGUGAAGAUGUUCGGCGGUGAUGUGCAGCCGAAGCGAAAGGCGACUUAUCUGGUGGAGCGCGAACGCGCAGUGCACCAGCGUGCGGCUGAGCGCGCAACGCGCAACGAGCGGCUGCACCCGACAACCGCCUCCACCGAACUCUCCGCGCUGUUUUCGGCACCGGUGGCCACGAGCAUCCCAUAUGACGUGACGGAGAAGGGGGCGCGCAUGAACACCAUCGUGAACUUCUGGCGUGGACUUGUUAGUCAGCACCGACGCACGGCAGCGCACCCCCAGGAGGACGAGAGAGUCUCCUCUAGCGCCGACACGUUUGGCAUGCAGCCUGCCGCGUGGCGUGCGCUGCAGUACAUUGAGGACAUAGAAGAUGUUCUAUGA
Leishmania mexicana MHOM/GT/2001/U1103 is the source of this 4437-nucleotide messenger RNA. RefSeq lists its product as hypothetical. Gene Ontology annotation, molecular function: protein binding. The record is from RefSeq and is a predicted model, not a curated record. The transcript has a single exon. Gene Ontology annotation, biological process: motile cilium assembly. Gene Ontology annotation, cellular component: ciliary basal body. Bases 1 to 4437 code for a protein of 1478 amino acids. Lineage: Eukaryota; Euglenozoa; Kinetoplastea; Trypanosomatida; Trypanosomatidae.